Amborella trichopoda is the source of this 1835-nucleotide messenger RNA. Its product is annotated as glutamine synthetase leaf isozyme, chloroplastic. Gene Ontology annotation, molecular function: glutamine synthetase activity. Gene Ontology annotation, cellular component: cytoplasm. The record is from RefSeq and is a predicted model, not a curated record. Lineage: Eukaryota; Viridiplantae; Streptophyta; Magnoliopsida; Amborellales; Amborellaceae.
UAUUUUUAUCCAACACAAGCAACACCUCAUUUCUUCCAAUUCAUUUAUAGUUUUUCAGUUCUUGUAUGAACCCAUGAGAGCCAGCCCAAUCUAGCAUCAAAUAUUCAAUCUCAGCCUGAAGACUUCUCAUUUUUCCGGCAUCAUUUUUGCUAAGAAAAAGAAAAAUGGCGCAAAUCCUUGCACCUUCGAUGCAAUGCCAAAUGGGAUCUGCAAAAAUUUCCAUUAAAGCAGGGCCUGUGACUGCAAAAAUGUGGAAUUCCCUUGUCUUAAACCAUAGACUUAGCGGAAGAAACAGCUUCAAAAGUGCCAGCAAAUUUAGAGCGUUCUCUGUGAAAGCUGCCAGUGAUAAUGGCGUUGUUAAUAGAUUAGAAGACCUCCUGAAACUGGAUCUCACUCCCAUCACCGAUAAGAUCAUUGCAGAGUAUAUAUGGAUUGGAGGGUCAGGAACCGAUCUUCGUAGCAAGUCAAGGACCAUAUCUCGGCCUGUUGAAAGUGCAUUAGGGCUUCCGAAGUGGAACUACGAUGGAUCGAGCACUGGUCAAGCUCCUGGUGAAGACAGUGAAGUGAUUUUAUACCCACAGGCUAUUUUCAAGGACCCAUUUCGUGGAGGCAAUAAUAUUCUGGUAAUUUGUGAUGCUUAUACACCAGCUGGAGAACCACUUCCUACGAAUAAGAGAUACAGAGCUGCUCAAAUAUUUAGUGAAAAGAAGGUCAUAGAUGAAGUACCAUGGUAUGGCAUUGAGCAGGAGUAUACAUUGCUUCAACCAAAUGUAAAGUGGCCUUUGGGUUGGCCAGUGGGAGGCUACCCUGGACCCCAGGGACCAUAUUACUGUGGAACUGGGGCCGACAAGGCGUUUGGGCGUGACAUUUCAGAUGCUCACUACAAAGCGUGCUUAUACGCAGGGAUCAACAUUAGUGGUACUAAUGGUGAGGUCAUGCCUGGUCAGUGGGAGUAUCAAGUUGGUCCAAGUGUGGGUAUUGAUGCAGGAGAUCACGUAUGGUGCUCGAGAUACCUUCUUGAGAGAAUUACAGAGAUGGCAGGUGUCGUUUUGUCCCUGGAUCCUAAACCAAUUGAGGGCGACUGGAAUGGUGCUGGAUGCCACACAAAUUUCAGUACCAAGAGCAUGAGAGACGAGGGAGGUUAUGCAGUGAUUAAGAAGGCAAUUCGCAACCUCUCUUUGCGCCACAAGGAGCACAUCGGUGCCUAUGGAGAAGGCAAUGAGCGGAGGCUAACCGGGAAACAUGAGACUGCCAGUAUCGACACAUUCUCUUGGGGAGUUGCUAAUCGUGGUUGCUCAAUCCGAGUGGGGCGUGAAACAGAGAAACAAGGGAAAGGAUACUUGGAGGAUCGACGACCUGCCUCUAACAUGGACCCAUAUGUUGUGACAUCGCUCCUUGCUGAGACGGCAAUCUUGUUUGAACCAACCCUAGAAGUCGAAUCUCUUGCGGCUAAGAAACUUCAGUAGCAGGUAUAGGGCAAAAAAUGCAAAGAACGAUGAAUGAGUUGUCCACUCAUUUCAAAUGAGCAUGUAGCCUUAAAGAGACGUUACCAAUGUAGAUUUGUGCUCAAAGAUGGCCGUUAAGUACUCCAUUGCUGAAAAUUUCAAGCCGCUGAAGAAGAUAAGAAUAAUCAGGACUGUCAUGGCUUUGAGCUUGCCCUGUAUUAAUUUUUGACCAUGGGCAUAUGUAUUUUGAUUGUUUUAGCAUUGAAGAUGAGAACUUCUGCCAUUGAAGGAUGUGAGGCCAUAAUUCAAAUUUGUCAUGUUUGACUUAGUUUAUAAUAUACCAUGCCCCAUAAACUUUACUGGUUAUGGAAGUUGGGAAUUUUUAUUGGA